Lycium barbarum (goji berry) is the source of this 2866-nucleotide messenger RNA. RefSeq lists its product as uncharacterized. NCBI's taxonomy places the organism in Eukaryota, Viridiplantae, Streptophyta, Magnoliopsida, Solanales, Solanaceae. The transcript has a single exon. Bases 7 to 399 code for a protein of 130 amino acids. Gene Ontology annotation, cellular component: mitochondrial large ribosomal subunit. The record is from RefSeq and is a predicted model, not a curated record.
GAGAAGAUGUUGAAGUUCUUGUCAAAGGUGAAGAUCCAGUUCAAUGCUCUAGACCCACGAACAGCUUCAUGUAUGGAGUUUUUGGCUCAGUGUAAUGCCCCUAAAGCCAAAGAAUCGAACCCAAGAUGUCAAGUACAGGUCAAGCGCCGCACCGAUGACCAACCACCUCAAAUCACUGUCACCUUCGUAAACGGAGUCGAACAAACCUAUGAUGCCACUUCUACACCUGCACAGGACAUUCGUAAGAUGAUUCUUGAAAAGGGUCAGUAUCUUGAGACUGAACAAAUGUUCCGUGAAGCUGGUGAGAAGUGGCCCGUUAUUGUUCCUGAUGAUGAGCUCCAACAACCAUUUCUUGGUAUAAAGGUGCUAGCUUUUCCCUUUUCCAUUAGUGCUAUGUGAUUUGAGGCAAAUUGUCGAACAGAUUGAGUGCAUUGCAAAGACCUCUGCUUAUGUUUAUUUUUGUGAGUAAAAAAUCUGAUCUUUUUAUGGAUUUUUAGAGAAAUUGUUGUUUUGUUUUAUAUAUGAUUUUUGAAGGAUGUGAGUUUAUAUGUAAGAUUCUCUAGUGGCUUGUCAAAAAGGAUGAAAAAGUGAAUUUUUGUAGUUGUAUUCAUGAUUGUGGUCGAGGCAAUUCGUUGAACAGAUUCCAUGCAUUGCUUUUAGACCUCUGCUUAUGUUUAUUUUUAAUUUGCGCGUAAAAAAAUCUGAUCUUUUUAUGGUUUUUAGACAAUUUGUUGUUUUGUUUCAUAUAUGAUUUUUGAAGGAUGUGAGACCUUAUAUAUACAACAUACCCAGUGAAAUCCCACAAAGUGGGGUCCGGGGAGGGUAGAGUGUAGGCAGACCUUAUAUAAGAUCCUCUAAUGGCUUGUCAAAGAAGGAUGAAAAAGUGAAACUUUUUGUAGUAUUAGAGGUGUUGCAUACUUGCAUUCAUGGUUGUGUUACUAUGUAGUGGCAAACAAUGUGCUUAAUUCUGAGAGCUCUACGGAAAUUCCAAUUUUCUAUAAUCGACCCCUGAUUGAGAUUGUUUUUGAAUCCACGUAUUUGUUCUUAUCUGCUGGGGUAUCUUUCAAGUUUUGGAACUUCUAUUUUCUGAUGCUUAAUAAACCAUUCUUAGUUCAUUAGCAUUUGUUACUACCCCAUGAGAAUUAACCAGACCAGAGAGCUAUUAAAACUAAAAAGUGCUUCCGUUUUUGUACAAGCUUGAGCAGAAUAAAGAUGUCCUACUGUACUAGUUAGUCGAAAUUUGUUUACCUAAUUGAUUAUUUGUAUAGGACACAACCUUAAUAUCAGUACAACAACAAGAAGUUACCCAGGUUAAUCCCACAAAGUGGGGUCUGGGAAGGGUAGAGUGUACGCAGACCUUACCCCUACCGGGGAGGUAGAGAGGCUAUUUCCGAUAGACCCUCGACUCAAAGAACAACGUAAAUAUCAGUGGCAUAAUAAAUACUAGACCAAGAUUAACAGGUUGAUAUCUUUAUAAUCCUUCCAGUUCUCUGAAAUAUUAAAAGCAAGUUUGACCUACUUAUCCAAAAAAAGCUUGCUUUGACGUAACAUUUUAUUUCCAAGCUAUAAUCUAUGCCAAUGUGUGUGACUCUAUGUCCAUCUCUGUGUUUGUGUAUGUGCGUGUUUAUUUUUUAUUCUAAAUGAUGUGUGAGAAAGCAGUUCUUAGAGAGCUGAAAGUAUGUUUAUCAUGUGGGAAGUGAUCAACUAUCAUUAUUAAGGGGUCCUAAGGAGAUGCAACCAAGGUAUUCAUCUUUGUUAGGCAGCUGAGGUCAGGCAUAUGUUUAUAUUUUUUCCCUAGUAAUGGUGGUGGCCCAUAGGUAGGGCAUAUAUUUCCCAAGGCAUUACCUGUCCAAAAAGAUCAGUGGAAUCUAGUCGAUGUCCAAAGUUGGGACUAUAAGUGCUGCAAUAAAAGGGGUUUUAUGUCUGUCUUGCUAAAUUUUACAGGUAAUGAAUGUAGUGAUUUUAAGGAGCUUUGUGGAUUGAAACCAAACCCUUGGAAAAAUUAUGUUAAAAUAAAUGGAUAAGAGACUUUGAGGAGCUUUCUGUUUUUAACCCAAUCAUUUGAUAACAGCAAGAAUUUGCUUCUUGGUAGUUGUACUAAUUUUGUUGCCAUCGAAAGAGUUACUCUUGUUGAGAUGCUUCAAGAUCAAUUUAACCCAAUCAGAACAGCUAAAUGCUGAAUGCAAAGUGUCAAAUAAUGGAAGACAUCUUGAGAGGAUAUGAAUGGUGAGGUGAGGACGGGGGUUCCAAGCUUUAUGAAUUACUAGGCACUUGUACUUAAGAAGUUUUUGAAGAGCUUCUUUAAAAACUUUGUCCAUCGUAGAUCUUUUAAAUUUAUCAGGACCAAGUAUUUUUGGUCUUUAUUAACACCAGUUUCUCUUCUUCAACAACCAAGCUCAACAAACGCAAGAUGGUGUUCUUUAAAAGUUUCUUCAACCAAACCAACUACAAAUUAUAAGUAAAGAGUCUUCAAUUUUCUAUGACACAUACAAAGAAGACGGAGAAGAAAAGGAAAGAGAAGAGUUCGCAAAAGUGGAAGGAAAGAAUGGAGACUACGGAGAAGUUGAAGAACGAACUACAACAGAAGAGAAGGGAUAAUAUUGCUGGUAAAGCGAAGGAGAAGAAGAUGAGGAAGAUUGCUAAAAGGGAGAAGAAGCUUAUGAGGUUGGGAUUUGAGGGACGAAAGGAAGGCUACAUUACUCAGGAUAAAAGCUAAACUGGUCAUGAACUCUUUUCGUUUGUUUACUUAUGUUGAAUUUAGAUGCUAUUUCAUUUGGAGAGAAAGUUUUGUGAUUGUUCUGAAAUCUUUUAGUAAUUCUGUGCUAUUCAAGUUUAAACCUUAUUUAGUAACAUGUCUCAUUGUGAA